AUGCUGGAAGCGCAAGCUGUUCUUGGGAGAAAAGAGAAGAAGAAGGGAUCCUUUUUCCGAGAGAGAGAGAGAGAGAAGAGAGAGAGAGAGAGGGAGAUGAGAGAUGGAGCAAAGAAAAGAGCUCGCGAGCGCUUUGAAAGCGUCCAACAGCUCAAAAAGAGCGUUGUUUCGCAACUGGGCGUUGUGAAGACAGGCGCGUGCCCUAAAAACAGAGGGACACUGGAUUUGCGUUGCAAUGUGAGCGAUGGCGGUGGAUUCCAGCGCCAGGGCCAGGGCGCGGGCAAUCGAAACGAGGUCAGUCACUGGAAAUCUAGCCGCCGCGGCAAUGCGGCGGCGCUGCUGGCGGCAUUGAAGGCCGCGAGCAGAGCCAGAGACAUCGAGCGCGGCCGCCAGGCGCAUCUGGAAGCCAUCCAUGGCGGGCUGGAUUCCAGCGUUUUCGUGGCGAGCUCGCUCAUCGAUAUGUAUGCCAAAUGCGGGAGAAUGGAGGAGGCUAGGGCUGUGUUUGAUGGGAUUCUCCACCGUGACGUGGUUUCUUGGAGCUCCAUCAUUCUUGGCUACGCACAGAACGGGCAAGGGGGGGUUGCGCUCGAGCUCUUUGUUGAAAUGCAGCGUGCCAAGGCGGAGGAUCCUUCUUAUCCGCAGGCUCCGAAUUCCCAGACUUUCGUGGCUGCGAUCAGAGCUUGUAGCAGCAUGAUCAACGAGAAGAAGGAAGGAAAAGUUCGCGAGGAUCGAAUGGCUUGUCUGGAGAAAGGCAUGGCCAUCCAUGCUCGAGCUCGGCUGGUCGGAGUGGACACGGAUGGUUUCGUAGCAUGUAGCUUGGUGGACUUUUACGCGAAGUGUGGAAGCAUGGUGACUGCUCGCUGGGUUUUCGAUCGAGUGGACGAUCGCAGCUACAGUGACUUGGUGCUGUGGACUGCUCUUAUCUCAGGCUAUGCACACAAUGGUGACGGCGAUAUCGCUCUAGAGAUUUUCGAGCAAGCGAGUGCCUUCUUCGAUGCGAGCUCUUCUUCUCAGAGUUAUUCGACCCGGACGAUUUUCUUAGCGGCCGUGAAGGCUUGCACAAGCAUAGCAGCAAAAGAAGAAGUCACAGACAAGCACAGGCUCGACCGCAGCGAUGCUAACAAGUUCCUCAAGGCUGUGUCGCUAGAGAAAGGAAUGGCAGUGCACUCGGCAGCAGCAAGGCUCGGGUAUAUGACGGCAGCAGACAUUUUCCUGAUGAGCUGCUUGGUGGAUUUCUAUGCAAAGUGUGGAACCAUGGUGGAUUCGCAACGAGUUUUUGACAGCAUGAGCCGUCACGACGUUGUCUCGUGGACUGCUCUUGUCUGGGGGUAUGCACACAACGGGCAGGAGGAGAUCGCUUUGGAAGUUUACGCUCGGGUCCAACAACAGGGCUGUGCUUCAAACUCCCAGACGUUCGUGGCUGCUCUCAAGGCCGUCGUCUGUCUCGCGGAGGCUGAAGUUGGCAAAGAGAUCGACGGGAAAGUCGUCAAGGUGACGGCUUUGGAGAAAGGAAUGGCGAUUCACUCCCAGGCAGCGAGCAGCGGCAAGCAGCAUCACACGGAAACUUUCGUAGCGAACAGCCUGAUCGACAUGUACUCCAAGUGUGGAAGCAUGGUGGACGCUCUGAGGAGUUUGGAGGCGAUGGCUUCUCCUCCGGAUAUAAUCUCGUGGACAGCUCUGAUCCUCGGCUAUGCCGACGCUGGAGAAGGCAACCGAGCUCUUGAGAUCUUUGCUCGAAUGCAAAGUCAAGGUUGCCGUCCAAACGCUCAUACAUUCGUGGCAGCCCUCAAGGCGUGUGGCAGCAUCUCGGCUGUAGGAACUGGAAGAGUGAUCCACGGAGAAAUCUGCAAGUUCGGCCUGGAAACAACACUCACUGCUGGGAACAGUCUGGUCGACUUCUACGGGAAGUCCGGAAGCAUGGUCCGAGCUCGCCAAGUUUUCGACUGCAUUCCAGCGCUCGACGUUGCGAGUUGGACGUCGCUCAUGGCCGGAUACUGUCACCAAGGCGAAGCAAUGGCAGUUCUCGACCUCUUCGUUGGGAUGGUCGACCAAGGCGUGAAUCCAAACGAGAUAACUCUAGUGACAGUUCUCACGGCUUGCAGCCACGCCGGGCUCGUCCACAGAGGCAAGCGCUACUUCUCCGACAUGAAAGAGAGAUUUGGUCUCACUCCCAGGAUUGAUCACUACCACUGCCUCAUCGAUCUCCUGGGACGAGCAAACUUGCUGGAAGAAGCACUCAAGGUCGCGAAGACGAUGCCAAUGGAGGCUACUUCAGUGACAUGGACGAUCGUGUUGGUCGCGUGUGAGAAGUGGAAGAACAUAGAAGUUGCGAAGAUUGCAUUUGAGGCACUGGUGGUUUUGGACGAGAACCAGGCGGGAGCUUACGUCCUCAUGGCCAAUGUCUAUCGCCAACUUCGACCAUUUGUAGUUUCAUCUGGAGAAAACAAAACGAUCAAGCUGUGAAAGCUCGGACUCGCGACCUUCAAGCUCAUAAGACCAACACUCUGACCAGCUGAGCUAAGGGAGCUUGACAUUAAUCAAGCUUAUCUGAUACAGAGAGUUCACACCGGGUCCACAGAGGCAAGCGCUACUUCUCGGACAUGGAAGGGAGAUUUGGUCUCGCUCCCAGGAUUGAUCACUACCACUGCCUCAUCGAUCUCCUGGGACGAGCAGAAGAAGCCCUCAAGGUCGCGAAAACAAUGCCAAUGGAGGCUACUGCAGUGACAUGGAGGAAGAAGUGAAAGAACAUAGAUUGUGUUUGAGGCGUUUGCAGAGGUAAGAGAAGCUUUUAGAUUGUGCUGGUUUUGAUAUGUGGAUUUGCCAACAGGCAUCUGAGUGAUUCCAAACUGGAGAUCAUUUCGGAGCAGCUCAUGCUCCGUACAAGAAUUUCACAACUAAACCAUUGAAGCUUUAGGAUGGUCAACAUGAGGGAAUUUAAGGAAUUUAACUUGCCCUGGAACAAGAUGCGGUCAGCAUAGGAUAGUUCAGGUUGAACAACUUCUUGAAAUCCGGCUGCAUGUGUCUGGACACAUCAUCUGCUCGUAGUGAAAUUGCACCUAAAUGCCGAGCAAUGUCUGGAGAGUCCAGAGAUCAGGCUUGCAUGUUAAACUGCCGUACGCCCAGACAUGCACAGUGAGCGCCUCAAAUGUGCAGUCCCUGUGAUCGUAUAGCUUUUCGAAGCCUUGCGAUUGUACACAAACAAAGUUUUAGAAAUACAAAACGAAAGCAAUCAAACUUA
Selaginella moellendorffii is the source of this 3238-nucleotide messenger RNA. Its product is annotated as putative pentatricopeptide repeat-containing protein At3g01580. The record is from RefSeq and is a predicted model, not a curated record. The coding region runs from base 1 to 2463 and encodes 820 amino acids. Lineage: Eukaryota; Viridiplantae; Streptophyta; Lycopodiopsida; Selaginellales; Selaginellaceae. Gene Ontology annotation, molecular function: RNA binding; protein binding. Gene Ontology annotation, biological process: RNA modification. The transcript is spliced from 3 exons.